AUGGCGGUCGACGACAACGACGAGGCGGUGAUCGCCGCGCUCCGCGCCUCCCGCUCCAACAUCGUUUCCAUUCUCCGUGCCUCCGCCCGCAUGGACAAAGGCCUCGCCGCCGUGGACGCCCGCCUCUCCCUCGGCCUCGAAUCCCUGGACGCCGUCACCGAGGCGGUGGCACCGCUACAGUCGCAGGCCAUGGCCACCAAGGCCCUCCACGCCCGCAUCAACCGCGCCGUCCCCCCGGCCCUCUCCCUCCUCCGCAGCUUCGCCCUCGUGGAGUCCCUCCAGCGCCGCCUCCUCCGCCUCUCAUCCAGGACCUCCUCCAUACCCCGUCUCGUCGACUUCGUCGAAUGCGUGGACCGCCUCCGCGAGACCAUCGCCGCCGUGACGGCCGGGUGCGAGCCGGCGGUCCAGAGGCUCCACGAGGCCGUGGAGUUCCUCAGCCGGACGAGGGCCACAGACCAACUCCGCAUCCACCGGCUUAGGGAAACGCUGGUGGCCCUCGAGCAGCUCUACGAGGCCGAGGUCGACGGCUUGCGCUACGACGGCCCCCUCGACGACGCCCUUCUCCGCCUCCAGAACGACUACGAGGCCAUCCUCGACCUCCUCAAGCACCGCUACAUCGCCGCCCAUGUUGACGGAGGCGACGACACAACCGAUCCUUCUCCUCCUGUUCUGGGCUCCGAGCUCGAGAUCGAGGCCCUCCGCCGAAUCUCCGAAACCCUCGCCUCCAACGACUGUCUCGAUAUCUGCAUCGAUAUCUUCGUCAAGGUGAGGUACCGUCGGGCGGCGAAAGCGUUGAUGCGGCUGAGCCCGGAGUACCUGCGAGCGUACGCGCCGGAGGAGAUCGACGGGAUGGAGUGGGAGGGGCUGGAGGCGGCCAUCUCCCUCUGGAUCCACCACUUCGAGGUGGCGGUUCGCCUGGUGCUCGCCGCCGAGAAGCGGCUCUGCCGCGGGGCCCUCGGCGGGGUCAUGGAUGGCGCCGUCUGGCCGGAGUGCUUCGCCAAGAUCGCCGACAGGAUCAUGGCCGUCUUCUUCCGCUUCGGCGAGGGCGUGGCCCGCAGCUCUAACGAGCCGCAGAAGCUGUUCAAGCUGCUCGACAUGCUCGACGCCCUCGACCGUAUCCGCCCGGCCUUCAUCAGCACCUUCGACGGCGAGGCCGGGGGGGACAUCCGCGCCCGCUGCCGGGAGCUCCAGAAGCUCCUCGUCCACGCCGCCGCGAGGGCCUUCUGGGAGCUGGGACUUAAGAUCGAGGGCCUCCAGGACAGGGCACCGCCGCCGCGCGACGGCUCCGUACCGAAGAUCGUCCGCUACGCCGUCAACUACCUCAAGUGCCUCGCCGGCGGCGGCUACGCGGCGUCCAUGGAGCGGGUCCUGCGGACGGAGGCGGUGUGGAAGGCCGGACCCCUCGCCGCCCGGCCUGAUGCGGAGGAGGAGGACCUCCUCAGCGACGCGCUGUCGAACGUCUUGGAGGCGCUGCAGAGGAACGUGGAGGCCAAGCGGGGCGAGUACGGGAGCAGGGACCGGGUGGUGCCGCACGUGAUGGCGAUGAACGCGUACUGGUACAUCUACAUGAGGACGAGGGGAUCGGAGCUGGCGGCGCUGGUCGGGGAGGAAACGAUGCGUAGGCGGUUCAAGACGGCGGCGGAGGAGGCGGCGUACUCGUACCAGGAGGAGGCGUGGGGCCCGCUGGUGAGGCUGCUGACGGCGACGGGGGAUGUGGAGGCGUUCAUGAUGGGUUUGGACGAGAACCUAAGGAGGCACCGGAGCGGUUACUGCGUACCGGACGGGGAUCUAAGAGAGCAGAUAAAGGAGGCCGUGGCGAAGGUGGUGGUGGAGGCGUACGCCGGGUUCCUGCACGCCAACGCCGGGGUGGUGGUGGAGGGGAGGGCGUUCCUGCCCCCCGAUGCGAUCAAGCGCUACGAUCAUCAAGCUUUGCCUUUAACCUCAAAGGUUCUGACAUUCAUGUCCAACCGUGUAUAA
Molecule: messenger RNA, 1977 nt
Organism: Phoenix dactylifera (date palm)
Lineage: Eukaryota; Viridiplantae; Streptophyta; Magnoliopsida; Arecales; Arecaceae
Product: exocyst complex component EXO70I-like
Biological process (GO): exocytosis
Cellular component (GO): exocyst
Molecular function (GO): phosphatidylinositol-4,5-bisphosphate binding
Source: RefSeq, a predicted model, not a curated record